Messenger RNA from Drosophila busckii, 588 nucleotides. RefSeq names its product ABC transporter F family member 4. The transcript has 2 exons. NCBI's taxonomy places the organism in Eukaryota, Metazoa, Arthropoda, Insecta, Diptera, Drosophilidae. The coding region runs from base 1 to 588 and encodes 195 amino acids. The record is from RefSeq and is a predicted model, not a curated record.
AUGCAAAUGAAUUUGAGGCAACAAUUGGCGCUGCUACUGAUGCUGGGCAUGGCUUUGCAGCUAACGCAGGCCUGGCUGCUGAAGCUGCCCAAGCUGGAGGAGCUGGCCGAGAAGCAAAAGGCGGAGCUCAAAAAGCUGGACUUUCUCAAUUUGUUUGGCGACAAGUCGGAGAAAAAGGAAGCGAGCGACUUUGAGAAGUUCAAACAAUGGUUCGAGGACAAGAAACUCAAAGAGCUCAAUUUCUUUGAGGACAAAAAGGAGAAGCAACUCGACAAGCUCGAGGACAAGCUCAGCAAGAAGAGCAAGAAGCUAAAGAAGCAGCACAAAACACAAGCCACAGACGAUUGCGACGAUGAGGAAUAUGCAACAGCUGCUAGUUAUGAGCCCAAGCCCAAGCCCAAGCCCAAGCUCUAUGCAGUGUCUGAAGAGCAGGAAGAGGAGGAGGAGUCGUACGAGCAGGAGCAGAAGCAAUCCUGCGGCUGCAAGGACUCCUCCACCAAACACAAGUACAGCCAAGUGCCCACAGCCUACGAUUUGCGUGAGCAAUACGAAGGCGAAAGCGCCGAUGGCUACAAGUAUUUUACAUAA